AUGAAGAAAAUACUUAUUUAUCAAAACACACCGGCUCCCCGGCGCCAUCACCAUCGCCCAAGCCCGGAGGACCAGACCACCACCGCCACCACCACCCCCACCCAACCCUCCUCAUCACGCUCCCUCUCCUCGCCCCCCGUCCUAGGGGCAGUCGACCGCCAGGUCGAGGUUCUCAACGGCCCAGACAAUCUGAGCUACAACCCAUGGGUCGUCGAGAACCCCGACCUCGAGCAGGGACUGCCCUCGGCUAGGAGGGGAGCGAGUCCUGAGAGGGAGGACGUGCCAAUUGAUGAGGAGGGGGCACUAUACGUGGGGGUGGAGAGUUGGCGGGCUGGUCUGGUCGUCUUGGGUUGGGCAAUGGUGGUGGUGACCGGUUGUAUCAUUACCAUCAUUAUCAAACUCCUUCGUUUUGGAGAAUAG
Molecule: messenger RNA, 420 nt
Organism: Fusarium sp. VM40
Lineage: Eukaryota; Fungi; Ascomycota; Sordariomycetes; Hypocreales; Nectriaceae
Source: the annotation of a GenBank genome assembly